CGCGACCCGGAGGCGGAACCGCCCGGCCGACCCGCGGGCUCUGCAGGCCCCGAACGCCCCGCGCGCCCCCAAACACCCUCCGUGACCCCGCGAGCCCCCAAACACCCUCCGUGACCCCGCGCGCCCCGCGACCCCAGACACCCUCCGCGCCCCGCGCCAUGCGCCCCCCGCGGCCCUACGCCGCGCUGCUCCCGCUCCUGGCCGCGCUCCUGGCCGCGCCCCCGGUGGCCCUGGCCGAGGCCCCUUACCUGGUGCGCGUGGACGCGGCCCGCGCGCUGCGGCCCCUGCGGGCCUUCUGGAGGAGCACGGGCUUCUGCCCCCCACUGCCGCACAGCCAGGCUGACCAGUACGACCUCAGCUGGGACCAGCAGCUCAACCUCGCCUAUGUGGGCGCCGUGCCUCACGGUGGGAUUGAACAGGUCCGGACCCACUGGCUGCUGGACCUCGUCACAGCCAGGAAGUCGGCUGGGCAGGGUCUGACCUACAACUUCACCCACCUGGACGGGUACCUGGACCUUCUCGGGGAGAACCAGCUCCUUCCGGGAUUUGAGCUGAUGGGCAGCCCCUCAGGACACUUCACGGACUUUGAGGACAAGCAGCAGCCCCCAGCCGUGGGCACCCGGCCCGCUCUAAGGGGUGGAGCCCACCAGCAACCGCGGAGACGCUCCGCAGGUAGGUACGGACUCGCGCACGUUUCCAAGUGGAACUUCGAGACGUGGAACGAGCCGGACCACCACGACUUUGACAACGUCUCCAUGACCACACAAGGUUUCCUCAACUACUACGACGCGUGCUCCGAGGGUCUGCGCGCUGCCAGCCCCCGCCUGCGGCUGGGAGGCCCUGGGGACUCCUUCCACGCCCCUCCGCGAUCUCCGCUGUGUUGGAGCCUCCUGAGCCACUGUCACAACGGCACCAACUUCUUCACGGGGGAGGUGGGCGUGCGGCUGGACUACAUCUCCCUGCACAAGAAGGGUGCGGGCAGCUCCAUCUCCAUCCUGGAGCAGGAGAAGGUGGCCGUGGCGCAGAUACAGCAGCUCUUCCCCACGUUCGCGGACAGCCCCGUUUACAACGACGAGGCAGACCCGCUGGUGGGCUGGUCCCUGCCGCGGCGGUGGAGGGCCGACGUGACCUACGCGGCCAUGGUCGUGAAGGUCAUCGCGCAGCACCAGAACCUGCUGGUCGCCGGCAGCGGCCCCCACGUCCGCUUCGCGCUCCUGAGCAACGACAACGCCUUCCUGAGCUACCACCCACACCCGUUCUCGCAGCGCACGCUCACCGCGCGCUUCCAGGUCAACAACACCCGCCCGCGCCACGUGCAGCUGCUGCGCAAGCCGGUGCUCACGGCCAUGGGGCUGCUGGCCCUGCUCGAUGAGGAACAACUUUGGGCCGAGGUGUCGCGGGCCGGGACGGUGCUGGACAGCAACCACACGGUGGGCGUCCUGGCCAGCGCCCACCACCCCGAGGGCCCCGCUGAUGCCUGGCGCGCCACGGUGCUGCUCUACGCAAGCGACGACACCCGCGCGCAUGCCAACCGCAGCCUCGCCGUGACACUGCAACUGCACAGGGUGCCCCCCGGCCCAGGGCUCAUCUAUGUCACGCGCUACCUGGACAACCGGCUCUGCAGCCCACACAGCGAGUGGCAGCGCUUGGGCCGGCCUGUCUUCCCCUCGGCCGAGCAGUUCCGGCGCAUGCGCGCGGCAGAGGACCCGGUGGCCACGGCGCCAUGCCCCUUCCCUGCCGGUGGCCGCCUGACGCUGAACCCGGAGCUCGCGUUGCCCUCGCUUCUGCUGGUGCACGUGUGCGCACGACCCGAGAAGCCACCCGGCCAGGUCACCCGGCUCCGUACUCUGCCCCUGACCCGAGGGCAGCUGGUCCUGGUCUGGUCUGAUGAGCGCGUGGGCUCCAAGUGCCUGUGGACAUAUGAGAUCCAGUUCUCCCAGGAUGGUAAGGUGUACGCCCCAGUCAGCAGGAGGCCAUCGACCUUCAACCUCUUUGUGUUCAGCCCAGAAACAGCUGUUGUCUCUGGCUCCUACCGGGUUCGAGCGCUGGACUACUGGGCCCGGCCAGGCCCCUUCUCAGACCCCACGCCAUACCAGGAGGUGCCCACCCCGAGGGCCACCGGCACCCAGUGACCCCUGAACCUGUGCUGACUGAUGCCCUUGAGCAGCCAGGAGCCAGGAUGGGCUGGACUUGCACAGGCUGAUCAGGCCGUGGGCUCUAUGUGUUCCUGUCCCACUCCCCACGCACCCGUUAAAGUGUCUUUCCACACA
Cynocephalus volans (Philippine flying lemur) is the source of this 2270-nucleotide messenger RNA. It is a transcript of the gene IDUA, whose product is annotated as alpha-L-iduronidase. Bases 159 to 2132 code for a protein of 657 amino acids. The transcript is spliced from 14 exons. Gene Ontology annotation, molecular function: L-iduronidase activity. Gene Ontology annotation, biological process: carbohydrate metabolic process. The record is from RefSeq and is a predicted model, not a curated record. Lineage: Eukaryota; Metazoa; Chordata; Mammalia; Dermoptera; Cynocephalidae.